AUGCAGCGCCACGCUCUGCUCACGGCCCUGCUCCGCUCACCACCGAGUCUGCGGUCGGAGAUCCUUCGGCAAGGCCUGUCGAGUCAAGCCGGAGACGGUUGGAAUAUUUUUGGCCAUGGUCUCACGGCAGCGCCGAAGAGUCAUAUAAGGAGCGGAAAAGUCCUGUUGGGGAAGAGGUUGCAAUCUACCACAUCGAGUUCGACUGUCGAAGCCGCCUCCGAACACACUCCACCCCCAACACCACCACCCGGACGAUCGCGAACGUCCCGUUUCCUCACCACUACCGCCCUAUCCCUCCUCCUCUUCACGGCAGGUUUCACCAUGUGUGCUGCUCCAGCCGCGGAGACGAUCAAUGGCUAUGUCCACCCACCCACCGACGCCGAGACCCUCGAGCUAUUCCUCCCUUCCACGCCCCGAGAAGAGGAAAUCGACGCCUACAUCCUCCACCAUCCCCUUGCAGUCACAAUGCGAAGUCAGCCGGGCAUGUCGGAGAGCAGACCACACAUGCGGAUACCGCCUGCAAUGCGACCUCACAAUCUGACCGGUGGCGUACUGGCAGGACAAGGCAGGAUCGAAGUCCCGCCAUUGAACUUCAACGAGAAGCAUGCGGAGUUGCCGAGUAUGGUGCAGAUCAUGUAUCUGGGCGAUUCACUAUGCGGACACCCUGGGAUCGUGCAUGGAGGGCUGUUGGCCACGAUGCUGGACGAGGGGUUGGCGCGGGCGUGUUUCCCUGCGCUGCCGAACAAGAUUGGCGUUACUGCGAGUCUGAAGAUUGACUAUCGGGUGCCUUGUCCGGCGGGGAGCUAUGUCGUGCUCAAGGCGUACACGCAGAAAGUGGAGGGCAGGAAAGCGUGGGUGAAGGGGUGGAUAGAGCUGUUGGGCGAGGAAGACGGGACGGGAGCGAAGGUGGUGGAGGCAGAGGCGCUGUUCAUUGAGCCCAAAAACGCGGCGAACAUGGCCCGGAAUAUCGUUGCGAGCGAUUAG
This is a messenger RNA of Saxophila tyrrhenica, 984 nucleotides long. RefSeq lists its product as uncharacterized. The transcript is spliced from 2 exons. Lineage: Eukaryota; Fungi; Ascomycota; Dothideomycetes; Mycosphaerellales; Extremaceae. The record is from RefSeq and is a predicted model, not a curated record. Bases 1 to 984 code for a protein of 327 amino acids.